Messenger RNA from Hippoglossus stenolepis (Pacific halibut), 876 nucleotides. RefSeq lists its product as uncharacterized. Lineage: Eukaryota; Metazoa; Chordata; Actinopteri; Pleuronectiformes; Pleuronectidae. The record is from RefSeq and is a predicted model, not a curated record. Bases 86 to 793 code for a protein of 235 amino acids. The transcript has 6 exons.
UGAUGCACCCGUUUUGUCCUGAAUAAGAGGCAGUCAGCUUGAAACUGUGACCAGUGAGAUACACAGACACACUGAAUCAGGAGCCAUGAUGAUGGAGGUUGUUUAUGUUGCCGUGGCUGCGCUCAGUCUUCUGUCUGUCGGACAGUCGGCUCCUGUGACGAGCUGUGAGACUCUAAUCCAACCUGUUGUAAUCCAGGGAAGAGACCAGCUGCUGGGGAAAUGGAUAUACAUAGCAGAAAGCACAACCUUUCCAGGGUCCAGGUUGCUGACCGAUCGGUUUUUGGAAAGCGGCUGGGGCAAAACCACGGCUGCCAACGAGAGUGAUGCCAUCAAUCAUUAUCAAGUUCAAAAAAUGUUUGGCCGAUGCUUCUCUGUCAGAACUAAGCUGACCUUGCAAAACAGCACUCUGUAUAUGGUGAAACCUUACUCUUCUGCUGUCACCCUGCUGAAUACUGGCUGCUUCGACUGCCUUGUUUUCCACUCAAGAUUCACCCUUGGAGGAAGCACAUACAUCGGCCUGCAGCUCCUGAGCAGGAGAAGUGGAGUGUCUGUUGCUGAGAAGGAGGAGUUUAUCAAGCAGGUAGAGUGUCUGAACUUACCAGCAGCUGCUUUCAUGGACCCAGAGAAAGGUUUGUGUCCAGAUGAUUCUCUCGCCGAAGAAAGCGAGACUACUGAUCUGUCGAGUGCCAUUGAGGACAUGAGCUCUAAGGUGUUAAGCGUGCUUGGCGACAUUGCAAACAGCGAGGGUGGAAUGGAGACCCUGAUCAAACAGAUCUCCAGGGGAAGAGCAUGAUUAACAUAAAAUCAACUAAUCACAACAUAAUGAAAACACCAAGUCUGUGUGAAGUCUUCUAAUAAAAAGUAAGAUGAAUAUGA